GCUGUGCCUCUGGGGAACCAAGAGUGGCUGUCGCCCGCCCGCCACUCUGCCUGUCAAGCUCAGCCCACCCCCAGGGCCGGGAGGGGACGCGGAGGCGGGGUGGGCUGAGCCCCGCUGGAACCCAGCCGUCCGGGGCCCUCGCUGUGGCUGCGCGGAGAUCCUGCGUCUGCUGCCGGGAAGCGAGCGCCGCGGGGAGGCUCGGGGUCCUGCCCUAAGAAAGAGGCGCCAGAGGGGCGCUCGAUGCGGGCUCCUGCAGCCAGACAGGAAUCUGCCCAUGACUAGCCCAGGAGGCGCCUCUCCCAAGGACGCUCCGAGAACCCGGGGUGAGGUGGGGGGCGCCCCUUCCCUGGGUACCUGAUCUGGGAUUUCUCUCCCAAAUCUGCUCCGGAGAUUUUCAUGCAUCAGGAGGGGAACACUUUAGGCUGGCUGGACUCCCCGAGAGAGCUCCAGCGGUUUGGGAGAGGCGAAGGCAAAGCCAGGGCGUUUUGGAGAGAGGUUGUGACGCCAGGGGCUUGGAGGAGAAAUACGCGUAUUUUAGGCUGUGUCUCCAGGGAAGAGGCAGCAGCUCUGAAGAGUAACAUUGACCAGGAAGAGGCCUCAGAUCUUGAGUUCAUGACUUAGAAUAUGCUAAGAAGCCGACGCUUUCCUGGGGGAGCCUAGGGACUGGCCGGUGCCUAGGACUGUGACCUGGAGCAGGGAGCCCAGACGACAGCAAGCAAGAGGGUCCUUUCAGCAGCAUGGCUUGGAUUGCUACAGGCAAGCUCCCGGUGGAACAGCACUGUCCUUUGGUCCGGGCAGCAUCUGGGGCUGGACAAGGGGCCGGGUGGUGAGCGAUUGGGGGAGUCAGGUGGGGCCACCGGAAAGUGCUCUUCUGGAAGAUGGCUCCCAACACGUCCACCAUGGAUGGGGCCGGGCUGGCAGUGGAGAGGGACUUUUCCUUUCGGAUCCUCACCGCGUGCUUUCUGUCGCUGCUCAUCCUGUCCACUCUGCUGGGGAACACCCUCGUCUGCGCCGCCGUCAUCAGGUUUCGGCACCUGCGCUCCAAGGUGACCAACUUCUUCGUCAUCUCUUUAGCCGUGUCGGAUCUCCUGGUGGCUGUCCUGGUCAUGCCCUGGAAGGCGGUGGCUGAGAUUGCAGGCUUUUGGCCCUUUGGGUCCUUCUGUAACAUCUGGGUGGCUUUUGACAUCAUGUGCUCCACGGCAUCCAUCCUCAACCUCUGUGUGAUCAGCGUGGACAGGUACUGGGCUAUUUCCAGCCCCUUCCAGUACGAGCGGAAGAUGACUCCCAAGGCGGCCUUCAUCCUGAUAAGCGUAGCGUGGACUCUGUCCGUCCUCAUCUCCUUCAUCCCAGUGCAGCUAAGCUGGCACAAGGCAAAACCAACAUGGCCCUUGGAUGGCAAUUUCACCUCCCUGGAAGACACCGAGGAUGACAACUGUGACACCAGGUUGAGCAGGACGUAUGCCAUUUCGUCCUCCCUGAUAAGCUUUUACAUCCCGGUAGCCAUCAUGCUUGUCACCUACACCAGUAUCUACAGGAUCGCCCAGAAACAGAUCCGGCGCAUCGCAGCCCUGGAGAGGGCAGCUGUCCACGCCAAGAACUGCCAGACCACCACAGGCAAUGGGAACCCUGUUGAGUGUUCUCAGUCGGAAAGCUCCUUUAAGAUGUCCUUCAAGAGAGAGACUAAAGUGUUGAAGACGCUUUCUGUGAUCAUGGGGGUGUUCGUGUGCUGCUGGCUGCCUUUCUUCAUCUCCAACUGCAUGGUACCCUUCUGUGAGUCUGGGGAGACCCAGCCUUUCUGCAUCGACUCCAUCACUUUUGACGUGUUUGUGUGGUUUGGGUGGGCCAAUUCCUCCUUGAACCCCAUUAUCUAUGCCUUUAAUGCUGAUUUUCAAAAGGCGUUUUCAACCCUCUUAGGAUGCUACAGACUCUGUCCCACCACGAAUAAUGCCAUAGAGACGGUGAGCAUCAACAACAACGGAGCCGUGUUUUCUAGCCACCACGAGCCGAGAGGCUCCAUCUCCAAGGACUGCAAUCUGGUUUACCUGAUCCCCCACGCCGUGGGCUCCUCCGAGGACCUGAAAAAGGAGGAGGCGGGUGGCAUAGCUAAACCCCUGGAAAAGCUGUCCCCGGCCCUCUCGGUCAUCUUGGACUACGACACCGACGUCUCUCUAGAGAAGAUCCAACCAGUUGCACACAGCGGGCAGCACUCGACCUGAACUCGGGGUUCUUGUCUCUGAAGCUGGGCGCUCCAUAGGGCUUGCUAUUAAGGAAUUCAGCUCUGGUGGGUCUCCGAGGUACCAUGAGGCUUCUCUGCUGCUUUUGAACGAUUACAGAGCUUUUCAGAUGCAUUCAUCCCAGUGUGUUUUUUCUUUACUCAUAGUCCGAUGGGGACAUGAGAAGAGCCACAAGGGAAAUGACUUUGGCUCUGAAAUAAUUUGUGAAAUGUUAUCUUAGGACACGUUAUAAAAAACAGGGCAAAGAGUCAACAGUAAACUUCACUUAAAAAUCAAAACUUUCCAGGAAGGAAGUGAGAGAGUUGAAUUUGCUGUAUCUAAACAGGUGCUAAAACUGUCCAAGCAGUUUUCAGAUUGUAAAGGUAGGUGCAUGCCUUCAUUAAUUACUUCUACAACAAUAAUCGAGCCUUACAGCAAGAGUAGAAUUUCUUUUUCUCAAAAUUGACAGAUGCAUUGUUGCUAAUGGUUUCAUUAUUUAUUUAUUUAUUAUUUAUUUAUUUAUUGCAUUUUAUGGAUAUUUUAAAUUUAUCAUAGUGAAUCUAUAUUUAUCAUAUUUAAUAGAACAAACCAAUGUUAUAAAAGACUGAACUGUCCAUUGUACUAGCACUUUAUGAGCCAAUGAAACAAACACACAGACUCUGAGAUCCUGAAUUCUGAAUUACUUCUAGAAACACAGAAAAGGCUGAUGUGGUGGCUCUGUCACUCAACGUGAACACAAAUAAAUACAAGAAGAGGGGUGACUAAUGCCAUCAAUGGUCCCCCUACAUAGAUUUUGAAAAUAUCUUUCUUUUUUUUUCUUUUUCUUUUUUUUUUUUAAAGAAGAAGAAGAAGCUACUAUUGUGUUUUGAAUGUUUUAAAUGGCAAAGGCUUUCCUGGGGUGAAUUUGCACUUCUGUAAAUAUCCAUGUAAAAGCCAGCUCAAGAAGAAUACAACUUUAUAUUUCUGUUUUUGGAUGGCAAGGAAGAGCAUAUGCCACUUUGUAUUUAUGUAAAAUAAUUGGCCCUCCCUGUCGUUUCUCAUUUCAUGCUUGAGAUAGCUUUCUGAAGCAGACAAAAGGCUGUCCAGGAUGGAGGUCUGCAGCGGGAGAAAGAGCUGUGAAUUCUCGGGUCGCAGCAGCCCUGUGAUCCUUGCGCUCGUUCCUGGCUCUCACCUGCCCAGGUCUAGCCAGGUGUCUCAAGGGGCUACUUUCGUAGUGCUUUAGUUUGAGUUUAGCACCCUACUUAAAAAAAUAAAAGCUCUCUAACGUUAGUGCUAAACUAGCUAAUGGAUGGUGCCUCUUCGACUGCUGGUGGGAUGCGUGGAAAGGCCUCUUUCCCGUGCGUGUUGAGCACCUCAAAGCUGUCCGCAUCACCUGUCACAAAUGCUAUUCUUUUUUCCUCUGUGGUUUUGAAUUUAGUUUCCACGUCAUAGCCUGGACUGCAAAAAGUACCAUCAAGUCCCCUCCUGUGGGGAAUUGCAACAGUUUUCUUUUCUUUUCUUUUUUUUUGAAAUGUUUACAAAGUAUUCUUGAGAAGCAGCAGGCAACAUGUGGCUGGGACCGAGGAGAAGCUGAGUAGCCUGCUGGCCGCAGCUCCUGCACUCGGUCUGUGUUAUGUGCUCUGAAUGUUUUCUCAGCUCUGCCGCUUGUAUGCUUUCUUACAUACAAUAAAAUUAUUUUGUGAAUUCAAACUAA
Messenger RNA from Meriones unguiculatus (Mongolian gerbil), 3906 nucleotides. It is a transcript of the gene Drd1, whose product is annotated as dopamine receptor D1. Lineage: Eukaryota; Metazoa; Chordata; Mammalia; Rodentia; Muridae. Gene Ontology annotation, cellular component: plasma membrane. Gene Ontology annotation, biological process: vasodilation; adenylate cyclase-activating adrenergic receptor signaling pathway; G protein-coupled dopamine receptor signaling pathway. The transcript has 2 exons. The record is from RefSeq and is a predicted model, not a curated record. Gene Ontology annotation, molecular function: G protein-coupled receptor activity; dopamine neurotransmitter receptor activity, coupled via Gs. Bases 879 to 2216 code for a protein of 445 amino acids.